Molecule: messenger RNA, 990 nt
Organism: Aspergillus wentii DTO 134E9
Lineage: Eukaryota; Fungi; Ascomycota; Eurotiomycetes; Eurotiales; Aspergillaceae
Product: putative nicotinamide N-methyltransferase
Exons: 2
Coding region: 1-990 (329 amino acids)
Biological process (GO): peptidyl-lysine dimethylation
Molecular function (GO): protein-lysine N-methyltransferase activity
Source: RefSeq, a predicted model, not a curated record
AUGCUUCACUCUCGCCUUCGACCCCUCCCCCGCCGUCAUCCCCAACCGGCUGAAUCAGCCCCCGCCCCCGAUUUUGAAGAUCUCGAUCAAGACAUCGAUGAAUCCCCCGAGGAGCUCUUCUCCUCCUUUCUCCCUCAUCUCUUCCCGGAUGACGCUCCCUCCUUCCACGGUGAUCCCGGCCAGCACCUCCUCUACGGCUCCCCUCGCUAUGGCGACCUCGAGAUCAUGGUCCCCUCCUACCCGGGCCAGGACGAGAACCGCAACAAAGAAAUCGCUGCGGGCAACGAGGUAGACGAUGUCGAUAAGGGACGGAAACUAUUUGCGCAUUUCCUAUGGAGUGCCGCCAUGGUGGUGGCGGAGGGAGUGGAAAAGGCAGAUAGUCCUGAGUCGAAUCCAGAGACGGAUAUCUGGAAGAUCAAUGGAGAGAGCGUGUUGGAAUUGGGCGCUGGCGCCGGUCUUCCCUCGAUCAUUUCUGCCCUCGCAAAGGCAUCCACCGUCACCGUCUCCGAUCAUCCCUCCUCGCCUGCCUUCUCCGGUGCUCUCUCCUUCAACGUCAACCACAACAUCACCCCGAAUCACACCUCUACCAACGUCCACAUUCAACCCCACGAAUGGGGCGUCCUCGACGACUCCUUCGCCCUUCAAAACAAGAACGCCUUCACCCGUAUCAUCGCCGCAGACUGCUACUGGAUGCGCUCUCAGCACGAGAACCUCGUGCGCACCAUGCUCUGGUUCCUGGCCCCGAACCCCGACGCGGCCGUCUGGGUCGUCGCAGGCUUCCAUACUGGCCGGGCGAUUGUGGCUGGGUUCUUUGAGACAGCCGUUCAAUUGGGGUUGGUGAUUGAGCGGAUUUACGAGCGGGAUUUGAACUCGGUGACCGAGGAGGGCGGCGAGGUGAGAAGAGAAUGGGUGCCGGAACGAGAAGGCGAGGGAAUUGAAAAUCGAAAGAGAUGGUGUGUUGUUGCUGUUCUCAAAAGACCAAGUCAAUAG